AUUCAAGAAACCAGAAGAUACACCCUCGUAUCUCCAACACAACUCCCUUCCCUGGCAAAGCGCUGCCUUCUGCCGGAGCUGGUCGGCAGCUGAGAUGGUCCUGGAUUCAUGCGUGAAAUCCCGAGUGUUCAACACGCAAGCUGUGAUCAUUGACAAUGGCUCCGGGCUCUGCAAAGCCGGGAUCUCGGGAGAAGUCGGCCCGCGCCAAGUUAUCGCGUCGGUCCUCGGGAGUCCCCGAACCAAAGUCUCCCUCUCCAGAGCAGGGCAGAAGGAAUGCUAUGUAGGAGAAGAAGCCCAAGAUAAGCGUGAAGUGCUGUCGUUGAAAUACCCCGUCGAGAAUGGUCUCAUCACUUCGUGGGACGAUAUGGAGAAGAUCUGGAAACACAUUUAUGACAAAGGGCUGGGCAUGCGGGCCUUUGAGAGGCCUCUGCUGAUGACGGAGUCACCUCUGAAUCCGAAAGAAGACCGAGCCAAACUCACCCAGCUCAUGUUCGAACGCUUCAAAGUGCCGGCAUUCUACCUUUCCAUCCAAGCCAUCCUCUCUCUCUAUGCCACGGCCCGAUACACCGGGGUCGUCAUGGAUAGCGGCUAUGGGGCAAGCCACGCAGUGCCCGUUUAUGAGGGCUAUUGCUUGCCCCACGCCGUCACCAAGUUGAACGUCGGCGGCCGGGAUGUCACCGAGUGCCUACAGAACCUGCUCCUAGAAAGCAGGAAGUACGUCCGGAACUUUCCGGAAGGGACCAACGUUGUGGAAGACAUCAAAGUGAAGCUGUGCUUUGUGAGUUCCAGCCACGAACAGAGCAGGUCGGAGGCACUCCCGAAGGAGUAUCAACUUCCCGAUGGUCACAAGAUCAGCAUUGGAGAUGCACUCUUCCUUGCACCGGAGAUCCUCUUCACGCCAAGCAACACUGGCAGAUGUGGAGUGGGCCUUCACAAGCUGGUCGCCAAGAGCAUUAAGAAAUGUCACCCCAGCGUCCGCCAGACCCUCUACAGUAACAUUUUGCUCGCGGGGGGAUCGUCUCUCUUCCCAGGGUUAGAUGAGAGGGUCUUUAAGGGGCUGGAGACCCAAGUCCCCCAAGGAGUCCCCAUCAAGGUCAUUGCACCCCCAGACCGGUGGUUCUCAGCAUGGAUCGGGGCCUCCGUUAUCACUUCCCUCAGCACCUUCAAGCAAAUGUGGGUGACAGCUGCCGAUUACCGGGAGUAUGGGCCCAACGUGGUGCAAAGGCGAUGCUUUUAAAGAGGAUCUGAGAGAGCACCUAGAAUGUUAACAACAUAGACCAGCUUCUGCAGCUGCUCCAAAAUAAUGGAACGGCUGAAUAAAGAUGCUUUUAACAACUAAA
This is a messenger RNA of Hemicordylus capensis (graceful crag lizard), 1340 nucleotides long. Its product is annotated as actin-related protein T2-like. The record is from RefSeq and is a predicted model, not a curated record. Bases 95 to 1237 code for a protein of 380 amino acids. NCBI's taxonomy places the organism in Eukaryota, Metazoa, Chordata, Lepidosauria, Squamata, Cordylidae. The transcript has a single exon.